This is a messenger RNA of Emericellopsis cladophorae, 1467 nucleotides long. Its product is annotated as Mitochondrial fusion and transport protein-like protein. Lineage: Eukaryota; Fungi; Ascomycota; Sordariomycetes; Hypocreales; Bionectriaceae. The transcript has 2 exons. Bases 1 to 1467 code for a protein of 488 amino acids. The record is from RefSeq and is a predicted model, not a curated record.
AUGGCGUCGCAACGAGAAGGAGUCAAUCCUUUACGACCCUACUAUGUUCCUCCCACAAUCGGCGAGCGCGCCGAGCCUGCUCCUGUAGCUGCAGGCAAUGCGACUGCAGGCAAUGCGACAGCAAGCUCCGGACGAUACACAUCCAAGGCGCGCGAUGUGCUCAAGGAUAUGGAGUACGGCUACCUAGGGGAAGAGACAACAUCGGCCGUGCAGAGCGUCAAAGAUCUGCUGGAUGAGCUCCUGUGGAAGUACUGCUCUGUUCUGAUGGCACAACCAUUUGAGGUUGCCAAGACCAUUCUGCAGGUGCGCGAUCAGGAUGAGGCCGCAGCCAUGCCCGCGACACCGGGCGAGCCGGGAAUGAUAAAGAGGACCUCGAGCUACGGAGGGUCAAUCUACGAUCUUCCGGAUUCUGAUUCUGAAGGCGAUGAGCCCUCGUAUUUCACCUCCAAUGUGCCCGAGACACCGACGCCCAUACACCCGCGUAACCGACAUGGACGUCAAGCCGAUUCUCCCAUCGAUUCGCCCCGCUUACCGAAGAAGACGAACGUGCCCGAGCACUACCUGAACAUUCGGCGCUCGGACUCGGUCACUGGCGUCAUCUCGGCUUUGUGGACGAAAGAGGGCGCCUGGGGCGUAUGGAAAGGCUCGAAUGCGACUUUUUUGUACACUGUGCUGCAGUCAUUACUGGAGAACUGGUCGCGAAGCUUCCUGAGCGCGAUCCUCAACGUGCCGGAUCUUGGUGUUAAGGACGACAUUGACCGGCUCGUCGACAUUGCAUCGCCUUACCCAUGGGCUUCGCUAUUUGUGGCUGCUUCCGCUGCUGUGGCGACGGGCGUGCUUCUCGCGCCGCUGGAUUUGGUUCGCACCAGGUUGAUCCUCACGCCGACAAGUCGAGGACAGCGCCGGACGCUCUCGAUUCUUCGCUCCCUGCCAUCAUACCUGUGCUCCUCCUCGCUCCUCAUACCGACCAUGCUCCACUCUCUCAUCCACCCUAGCCUCACUCUCUCGACGCCACUGGUCCUGCGCACGCAGUUCAUGAUCGACAGCCAGGUGUCGCCCAUGACCUUUUCGGUUGCCAAGUUCUGCGCGUCCACGGCGGCCAUUUUCGUUAAGCUGCCGCUCGAGACCGUUCUGCGCCGCGGCCAGAUGGGAGUUCUAUCUGGGAAAGAGUACCUACGCAUUUUGGGUGGCAAAGAGCAGAAGUUGGACACGAUUGUGCCCGUUGGACGCUACGAGGGCGCGUUCGGCACCAUGGCCCAUAUCGCCAAGGAAGAAGGUCAAAGGGAGGUCAUUGGCAAGCCUGCACAAACUAAGAAGGGCAAAGGCAAGGCCAAGGUCUCUGCGCCCACGUACCGAAAGGGUCAGGGCGUCGAGGGUCUGUGGCGCGGAUGGAAGGUCAGCUGGUGGGGGCUUGUUGGCCUCUGGAUGGCCGGUACUCUAUCAAACGGCGGCGAAGGCGAGUUCUAG